CCGCGGACAGGGGGGCGGGGCGGCAGAGCUCAGCGGCUGGGCCUGGAGAACGGCAGCGGCGGAGGAAACGAGUAGAAGCGGGAGUGGCUCGGAGUUGCCGUAUCGGACGCGGGCACCAGGAAAGGAGAAGCGCAGAGCGGUUUUCGUAGCCGGUUCGAGAGAUGCCGGUGGCAGUGACUGGCUGCGGCGGGCCCGCCUCCCGGGCCCUUCGCCUCUGCCGCCGCCAUUACGGAGCUCCCUGUGAGCUUGUCAAGUAAUAAAGUCAAGCGUGUGAAUAGGAGCGUUGUAAAGAGACAGAGGCAGGAGUAGUAAAGUGAGGACCUCAGGACCGAGUUUUGGUACCUAAUUGACCACUGUCUGUGACCGAGGACGAGCCCCUUAACCUCCGAAGGAGUGUUCUCUCCAGCGCAGAGGACUGACCAGGUUGACUUUUCACCACACUGAAACCAUUAGGAAAAAUCCUUGUGGUUAACAGCAGAGGCUUCAGAGUGUAACCUGUACUCGGGCCUAGAAAUUAUUUUAAAUGGCGACUGAUAUGUCUCAAGGUGAACUCGUCCAUCCUAAGGCACUCCCACUUAUAGUAGGAGCUCAGCUGAUCCACGCGGACAAGUUAGGUGAGAAGGUAGAAGAUAGCACCAUGCCGAUUCGUCGAACUGUAAAUUCUACCCGAGAAACUCCUCCCAAAAGCAAGCUUGCUGAAGGGGAGGAAGGAAAGCCAGAACCGGACGUAAGUUCAGAGGAAUCUGUCUCUACUGUAGAAGAACAUGAGAAUGAAACUCCACCCGCCACAUCUAGUGAGACAGAACAGCCAAAGGCAGAACCUGAGAGUGAAGAAAAGGAAGAAAAGAAGUCCUCUGAGGAAACCAAAAAGGAAGAAAAAGAUCAGCCUAAAGAAAAAGAGAAGAAAGUGAAAAAAACAAUACCUUCCUGGGCUACUCUUUCUGCCAGCCAGCUAGCGAGGGCCCAGAAACAGACAGCGAUGGCUUCUUCCCCACGCCCCAAGAUGGAUGCGAUCCUAACUGAGGCCAUUAAGGCAUGCUUCCAGAAGAGUGGUGCAUCAGUUGUUGCUAUUCGAAAGUACAUUAUUCAUAAGUACCCUUCUCUGGAGCUGGAGAGAAGGGGCUACCUUCUGAAACAAGCACUGAAAAGAGAAUUAAAUAGAGGUGUCAUCAAACAGGUAAAGGGGAAAGGUGCUUCUGGGAGUUUUGUUGUGGUCCAGAAAUCCGGAAAAAACCCUCAGAAAUCCAGAAACAGAAAGAACAGGAGCUCUGCAAUGGAUCCAGAACCACAAGUAAAAUUGGAGGAUAUCCUCCCACUGGCCUUCACUCGCCUUUGUGAACCUAAAGAAGCUUCCUACAGUCUCAUCAGAAAAUAUGUGUCUCAGUAUUACCCUAAACUUAGAGUGGACAUCAGACCUCAGCUGUUAAAGAAUGCCCUGCAGAGAGCAGUAGAGAGAGGCCAGUUAGAACAAAUAACUGGUAAAGGUGCUUCUGGAACAUUCCAGCUGAAGAAAUCAGGGGAGAAGCCCCUCCUUGGUGGAAGCCUGAUGGAAUAUGCAAUCUUGUCCGCCAUUGCCGCCAUGAAUGAACCGAAGACCUGCUCCACCACUGCUCUGAAGAAGUAUGUCCUGGAGAACCACCCAGGGACCAAUUCUAACUAUCAAAUGCAUUUGCUGAAGAAAACCCUGCAAAAGUGCGAAAAGAAUGGGUGGAUGGAACAGAUCUCUGGUAAAGGAUUCAGCGGUACCUUCCAGCUCUGUUUUCCCUAUUAUCCCAGCCCAGGAGUUCUAUUUCCAAAGAAAGAGCCAGAUGAUUCUCAAGAUGAGGAUGAGGAUGAAGAUGACUCAUCAGAAGAAGACUCUGAGGAUGAAGAACCUCCACCUAAGAGAAGGUUGCAGAAGAAAACCCCAGCCAAGUCGUCAUGGAAGGCUGCACCCAUGAAGCAGAGAGGGUCCAAGCCUGGACCUAAAGUCCCAGCUGCCCAGCGAGGGAAAGCGAGGCCCCUGCCCAAGAAAGCCUCUCCCAAGGCCAAAACUCCUGCCAAGAAAGCCAGACCCUCACCCUCAGUCAUUAAGAAACCUAGUGGUGGCUCUUCAAAGAAGCCUGUAGCCAGUGUGAGGAAGGAAGUGAAGUUGCCUGGCAAGGGCAAAUCCACCGUGAAGAAAUCUUUCAAAGCAAAAAAGUAAAUUUUAUAGGAAAGAAGGGUAUUGUGAUGAAGUUUAAAAUCUUAUUUUCUAAGGUCGGUGUGCAUUUGUUUUAGUUUUGAUGCUUUUAAAAUACAUUUUUCCCUCCCCUCUAAACUUGUGAGGAGGGAAUAGAAAUAAACCAGUUUAGGUAUUUGUUAGCUUUAGGCACUGUCUUUGGUGCCUGCCCCUUCCCGCUGUCAUUUUAAUUUCUGCAAUAAUUCUGGACUUUCCUGAGCUGUAUAACCUACACUGUCCUUUUUCUCCCUCCACCCAACCCUUUUUUUUUUUUAAAUUUCUUCCAGCUUUAUCUAAACAGUUGCAAAGAUUUUUAUAUUUGUAGAAAGCAUCGAGAACAGAAUGCUGGUCAGGUGCUGAAAGAGAAAAGAAGGCAUAUAGCACUGACUGAAUUAUAAAGCCUUCUUCCUGGAGACUCCAGCUAUAGCUAUAAUAAUUAAUCUUAUUUAUAAAACCACUCCACUAACCCUUUCUCUCUCACUAUAAACACAGAGAUGUCUUAGCUUUGGGAAUAAGCCAAAAAUGUUAUGGUUUAAUUAGAUUCUGAAGAUGCACGACUCCUUUGGGCCACUUUUCACAUCGAUCAUUUACAGGUGGUACCUUUCUCUGGCCCAGGGCAUUCCAUUCCCUUACCGGUGAGCACAAGUUCUCUCCGCCAUUGGUUUCUGACUGAAGAGGAAAUAAGAGAAUAUUGAAUUUGUGAUUUCUGGUGUCACCUGUGUUAGCAAAACUCAAAACAUAAAAUCUUGAUCAAAUGUUUAAAUAUAUUUUUUAAUAUUGGGAGCAUGAAUUCUCACUUCUCAUUUGUCUUUUUUUAUAAGGAAAUGUUGGAGAGUUACAUGAUUGCUAAUGUGGAAAUGUUAAGUGGAAAAACAAACACUUUGCAAAAUAAACUUGAUUCCAGAUCCAUCGUGGGUUCUUUUCCCCUCCUUCCUUUGCUUAGCACUUUCAAUAUCAAGCAAGUGGCUUCCUUUUUGAGACUUUUUUUUUUUAAAGAAAUGAAAUGAAGCCCAACUACCUAAUCUCUUAUUUGUAUUUGUUUUAGUAUUGUGAAGUUGUGUUAAAUAGUACUGGCUUUCUACUUGAGAAAUACUGAUUUUUGGUUACCAGUUAUCCUCCCUAUGGCACUUGACAUUUUAAUUGUCUUAAACUAUUUGGUGUACGUCUUCUGGCCCGUGUGCUGCCAGAAGCACAAACGGUUUGUUUCAUUCAUUCCACUUGCGUUGUCUCCUGGGAUCCCAUCUGCAGCCUGAAGCAUGGCUGGGAAAUGGACUUGAGAAGGUUGGCUUGAAUUAGAUUCAUAAUUAUGUGUGGUCCCAUCAUGAGUUCAUUGGAAUUUGUGUUGCAUGUAAGGCAAUCUUUCCUGUUGUAAAUCUUCCUUUUUUUAUGUACAUAUAUUUUGAAAAAUAUGAAUAAACAUGAAAUUUUAAAAGCUGCUGAACUGUAGCUUUACAUUUAA
Messenger RNA from Artibeus jamaicensis (Jamaican fruit-eating bat), 3659 nucleotides. RefSeq names its product heterochromatin protein 1 binding protein 3 (gene HP1BP3). Gene Ontology annotation, molecular function: nucleosome binding; DNA binding. Gene Ontology annotation, cellular component: nucleus; chromosome; nucleosome. The coding region runs from base 524 to 2185 and encodes 553 amino acids. NCBI's taxonomy places the organism in Eukaryota, Metazoa, Chordata, Mammalia, Chiroptera, Phyllostomidae. Gene Ontology annotation, biological process: nucleosome assembly; heterochromatin organization. The transcript has 15 exons. The record is from RefSeq and is a predicted model, not a curated record.